AUGAGUAAAACAUUCUGCUUGCUUGCUUUGUUACUCCUUGGAGUGGUGCUUUACACCACUCCCACUUCCGCCGAUCACCACAAACCUCCAUACGGUAAACCACCCGGUCACAAACCACCUUCCACGGAGGAGGAAUCUCUAGAAACCGUGGAUGGUAAGCCACCCAAACACAAGCCACCUCCAAAGCACAAGCCCCCAACCACCUUCGAUGAACCAUCUAAAGAAGAGGAGUCAUUCCAUGACAAGCCAACUUACAAGCCUCCUAAGGGUGGGAAACCACCAUAUGGCCACCACCCCGGACAUCCUCCUGUCGAGAAUAUUGAGGACUCACACAAGCCACCUGUGCAUAAAUAUCCUCCGAAGAAGCCACCACACAAGCCUCCAACUUCCAACUGA
Molecule: messenger RNA, 396 nt
Organism: Pistacia vera
Lineage: Eukaryota; Viridiplantae; Streptophyta; Magnoliopsida; Sapindales; Anacardiaceae
Product: proline-rich 33 kDa extensin-related protein-like
Exons: 1
Coding region: 1-396 (131 amino acids)
Source: RefSeq, a predicted model, not a curated record